AUGGAUCCUUGCGUAGACUCCUACCAACACACGGAGGGCCCUGACGACGCUCUCGUUCGCUCGCUAGUUUUCGAUUAUCUAAUACACAACUGCUACGGCGAAACUGCGAAAGCAUUUUUCAAAGAUAGGCAGGAAAUCGAGGGAGACGGAUACGAAGAGAGGCUGUUCUGGGAAAACGACGGCGAAUGGACUGGUGUAGGAAGUGAAACAGGAAACGGAACCGUGUGGGUAGACGGUGUUGAGGAGUGGACUAGGGUUGAUGCAGAGGGUGACGAAGAAAUGACCGAGGUUGAGAGAGUAGGUAGAGAAAAGCAGAAAGACAAGGAAAAGAAGUGUCUAGGAACGAAUGGGUGUAGAGAGGGAAGGCUGGGAGAGGUUGAGGUUGCUUUGAGAAGUCUGGAGGCACGAAAACAGAUUCGUGAAUUAAUAAUAUCGGGAGACAUACCUUCAGCUCUGUCGCUAUGUCAAAAGAAGUUUCCACGAGUAGUCUCUUCUGCCGUGGGCCAUGAAUCGACGACGCCGCAAUCGAUUGAAAUGUGCUUUAAACUUCACUGUCAGCAGUUUGUUGAGAUUGUGCGAAAAGGCGAAACUACAGAGGCUUUAUCGUUUGCGCAGGAAGUCCUAAGACCCUACACUGAAAUUGGUGAUGAGGACACAUAUGCGAGUGCACUAAGAGGAGUAAUACCAUUAAUUGCGUACCCCGAGCCCGAAACUUCACCAGUCGGAAGCCAUUUAUCACAGACGUGUCGGGAUAAACUGGCAGAUGAUGUCAAUAGUGCAAUAUUAUCGUUCUAUAGCCUGCCCAGCCAAUCAGCAAUAGAACGUAUUGUUCGACAAUCAACAGUCGUUCGUGAUAAUUUGCAUAGCGAAAGCUCUACGAAAGACAAACGGUUGUCAAAGAUAUAUCCAAAGUGGCAGUUUUCUUCAUUUAUCCAAGAGGGAUAA
Molecule: messenger RNA, 945 nt
Organism: Paraglomus brasilianum
Lineage: Eukaryota; Fungi; Glomeromycota; Glomeromycetes; Paraglomerales; Paraglomeraceae
Source: the annotation of a GenBank genome assembly